ACAAGCAAAAUGAGUAGAAACUACGAACACGCGGUGCACGGCAAAAGGAGAGUGUCCCUGGUGAAUGACUCGAAUGCCAAUCAUCAGCAAGAUUCCAGGCUGGCUCUGGAACUCCAGAAGAUAGAGAGGGAGAAAGAGAGACUGAGCCGGAGAAGCAGUUUGACUAUCCAGAACAAGGUCCAUAAACGCCGGACUAGUCUGGCAGAGAGUAGGAUGAUGAGAACGCUUUCCAAACAUGACCUCUACUUACCAAUGGAAAAAGGUACUGGUAGACGCUCCUCCGUUGAUAGCGUAUCCACUGACAGCUACAGUAGUCUCGGUUCAGAUAACAUGAACAGAACUAUGCCGUACAGCGAACUGAUAGAUAAGGAUAGGUUUGAGAAGUUUUGUGUUGAUACCAAAAAACUGAGCAUGUCUGCUGUUGACGUACAUAACCUCAAGGAACAGAUGAACAUAGGCGAGCAUGAUCUUACAGGUUUUAUGGGAGACAUGAACAUUUAUCUGAGAAAGAACAACACAAUAUUGAGGACCAGGGAACAAGCCAAGAAAGAAUUUACAGAGCAAGUGGAAGAUGUAGAAGAAAUAGAAGGAAACAUCGAGUGGGACAGCUUCAUACAUCCCCGAACGCUUGAGCAGAUAAAAGCUUGAAUACAGCACUAUCCACGUACAGUCGAAGGACUCAUCAGUUAAAAAGACAGCACGUUCUUGUCUUGAUACGAAAAUUAAGAUUGACAAUUUCAAUAGCCGGCCAGAUUGGUCAAUUCCGACCGAUUGAUAAUUAUCAGCAACCAGAAAAUGAUCAGUCGUUGCAGGCCAAUGGACAUGACAUUUUGCAGUCAAAUGGCAGCUUGAUUUUAGACUUUUAUCCAAUCAUCAUUUACAAUAAUAUGAAUAAUCCAUGAUUUUAUUGUUGAUUGAAAUACAGAUUGAAUGUUGAUUUAAAGACCUGAAGAGCCUAUUUCGGUUAAUUUAUUGACUUGAAUAUACAUUUCAUUUGUUAUUUAAGGUUAUAAUACAUUU
Bolinopsis microptera is the source of this 1020-nucleotide messenger RNA. RefSeq lists its product as uncharacterized. The record is from RefSeq and is a predicted model, not a curated record. The transcript is spliced from 4 exons. The coding region runs from base 10 to 648 and encodes 212 amino acids. Lineage: Eukaryota; Metazoa; Ctenophora; Tentaculata; Lobata; Bolinopsidae.